This is a messenger RNA of Alternaria incomplexa, 249 nucleotides long. RefSeq lists its product as uncharacterized. The annotation marks the transcript as partial. The transcript has a single exon. NCBI's taxonomy places the organism in Eukaryota, Fungi, Ascomycota, Dothideomycetes, Pleosporales, Pleosporaceae. The record is from RefSeq and is a predicted model, not a curated record.
GACGCGAUCAACUUCGACAUGCCAACUCCCGCGGAACUCCGCUCCCUCCCUUCCCUGCCUGAUACCACGCUUCCCGACGACUACGACCGCACCCCCGGCAAGUUCAUCUUUGCUAAUCCCGCGCGCACCUACCCUAUCGUCUACAACAACAAGGAAGGCAUGCUCGUUAGCAAGUCGGAGAAUGGCGAUCGCAUCUGGGCUCACAUCAAUCGCGCCUACGGCAACAAGGUCCUCUGUGAUCGCCCUUAA